GUCAUUGCCCGUCUGUUGCCGCCUCAGCGGCGGUCUGACACGCCCUUAUCAUGUGGAGAUGACUACUCAGGCCGAUAUCGUCGGUCCAGGACUGACUUACAAAAGGGCCCCUCGACCAGCAAGUCUGCAACACCGUCGGCACCAUACGAGCCGGCCAAAUAGCACAUCCGCGAAAGCAGAGGAAUCUGCCCAAGGCCUGAGUCGUGGAGCCUCACUGACCCAGCUACUACUGAAGAGCACAACUUACCGGCGACAACACCUCCCGAGGUCAUAAUCAUGUCGGCGACAGUGUCCAAGGCCGCUCUCCAAGAGCGGUUUGUGGGCAAGACCCUCCAAGAGGUCCCCACGCCCAGCAUCGUCCUGGACAUGGCCAAGCUCGAGGUCAACUGCCAGCGGAUGAUCGAUGCUGCCGACAAGAACGGCAUUGGAUGGCGGGCACACAUCAAGACUCACAAGACGGAGGAGCUCACGAGGCUUCAGGUGGGCGAGCACUCCAAGGCACCGGCCAACAUCAUCGUCUCGACCAUCCUCGAGGCAGAGAAGAUCGCCCCCGUCCUGAAGGACUUCCAGAACAAGGGGCGUGAUGUGAACGUCCUCUUCGCCUUCCCCCUCUUCCCAUCCGCCGUCCCCCGCCUGGCCGCCAUCUCCAGAGCCCUGGGCCCCAACGCCCUCGCCGUCAUGAUCGACAACCCGGCCCAGGUGCCCCUCCUGGCGGACCUCAGGUCCCAGUCCGGCGGCAACAGGCCGCUCGCCUUCCUCAAGAUCGACGUCAAGUACAACCGCGCGGGCGCCAUCCCGGGCACGCAGACCUACCACGCCCUGCUGAAGGACGCCCUCGCGGCCGAGGCGGACGGGUCGGCCGUGCUCCACGGCCUGUACGCCCACGCCGGCCAGUCGUACUACACCCGCGGGGACUGGGACGCCCUGAUGUACCUGACGGACGAGUUCGCCACCCUGGCCGGCGUCGCGGCCGAGAUCCGCGCCCAGAGCGCCGGCCACGCCCUCACCCUCUCCGUCGGGGCCACCCCCACCGCGACGGCACUGCAGCACCCGGGCAUCCCCUCCUCCUCCUCCUCAGGAGCACAAGGAGGAGCACAAGGGGCCGGCGCAGGCGAGACAGGCGCCCGCGUGGCGACCCUCGCCUCCCUGAUCGGCACCCUCAAGGCCGACGGCCUGGCCCUCGAGGUCCACGCCGGCGUCUACCCGACCCUCGACCUGCAGCAGCUGGCGACCCACGCGCGCGACAGCUCCCUCCUGGGCAGCGGCGACAUCGCCAUCUCGGUCGUGGCGGAGGUGGCCUCGCUGUACGCGGGCCGCGGCGCGGCCGGGUCCACCGAGGCCCUCGUCAACGCGGGGUCGCUCGCCCUGGGCCGCGAGCCGUGCAGGCAGGACGCCGAGGGCCACUACGCCGGCUGGGGCGUCGUCGCGCCCUGGGGCGAGCCCGCGCUCGAGGCGUCCGACCCCGCGCCGGCGGGGUUCCCCGCCGUCCACCGCGGCUGGCAGGUCGACAAGAUCAGCCAGGAGCACGGCGUGCUCGCGUGGAAGGGGGACAAGGGUGCCGAGGUGCCGCUGAGGUUCGGGCAGAGGCACAAGAAUAGAAUAAAAUGCACAAAAAUCUCAUCUAGAUUAAAUGUUCCAUUUCUCUGUUUUUUUUGUACAAAUAGCCAGCUAGCUUUCCGCAAAGGCUGCCCUACCGGCUUUUGA
This is a messenger RNA of Diaporthe batatas, 1704 nucleotides long. RefSeq names its product D-serine ammonia-lyase DSD1. Lineage: Eukaryota; Fungi; Ascomycota; Sordariomycetes; Diaporthales; Diaporthaceae. Bases 277 to 1704 code for a protein of 475 amino acids. Gene Ontology annotation, molecular function: D-serine ammonia-lyase activity. Gene Ontology annotation, biological process: D-serine catabolic process. The record is from RefSeq and is a predicted model, not a curated record. The transcript is spliced from 5 exons.